AUGGACAUGUACAAUGACAGCCCUCCAAUAGGUCCCACUAUAACAGGAUCUACUGAACAGCCAACAGGACCCACACCUGAUACCACCACAUCUGAGAAGAACAUGUAUAAUAACAGCCCUCCAAUAGGUCUCACCACAACAGGAUCUACUAAACAGCAAACAGGACCCACACCUGUACUUGCUGGAAACCCUCCAAUAGGUCCCACCACAAUAGGAUCUACUGAACAGCAAACAGGACCCACACCUGUACUUGCUGGAAAGUCCACCACAACAGGUUCUACUAAGAAGCAAAAAGAACCCACACAUGUGGUUGCUGAAAAGCCCUCUACUGAGAAGGAAACAAAUCCUACCAAUGCUGCUGAUUCCACCACAGCUGAGAACCCUGUUUCCACUGAGAAGAAACAGAUUCCUGCCAUAGGUUCCACCUCUGCUGACAAACCGCCUGUUCUUGAAAAUGAGGCAAUUCCAACCAAUAAUGAGAUACCGCCUGUUCUUGAAAAUGAGGCAAUUCCAACCAAUACUGAGAUCCCUCCUUCGACUGAGAAAGAACAGAUUCCUACUGAUUCAAGCACCACCAGAACUACUGAUAAGCCCCCAAUACCUGAAACUGAAGAAAUUCCUAACACUCCUGAGAUGCUCCCUAAUACUGACUCUGAACCUAUUCCAACAAAUACCGAGAUACCAAUUUCACAACCAACAUCAACACCUCCCAGUCCUGAAAAAAUACCUGCAGAAGAUGAAACAGAAGAUGAUGAAGAGGUUCCAAUUGGUGUGUUGAGGGCCAGGGCAAGGAAAAGUGCCCAAGCCACCCACCCCAGUAAGAGAAGAAAAAUUACAGAGGCUUCUACGACUUCCAAGGCUGCCAAGGGCAAGGCCCCACUUGAAGCAGAUCCCACAAAGCCUGGGAAGAGGAAAGCCCCAGAGCAGGCCUUGAAAAUCAAAAUUGGCAAGGGCAAGGCAAAGCUACAAUUGAGAGUUCACCUCCCAAAGAAAAGAAGGCUGCUAAGUCUAGUUUCUGUGAGUCUGCAUCUACAUUCCUUCUGCAUGUACAUUAGAGAUGAAAAGGUUGAUCGCUUACUAAUCCUGAAUUCAGCCUGA
Messenger RNA from Beta vulgaris subsp. vulgaris (sugar beet), 1098 nucleotides. RefSeq lists its product as uncharacterized. The record is from RefSeq and is a predicted model, not a curated record. Bases 1 to 1098 code for a protein of 365 amino acids. Lineage: Eukaryota; Viridiplantae; Streptophyta; Magnoliopsida; Caryophyllales; Amaranthaceae. The transcript has 16 exons.